AUGGUUCACUCUCCCUCCAACCUUCACGAACAGGGCCUCACCCUACUAUUCGGACCCCAAGACCCCGACAUCAAUGAGGCAUACGCAAAGAAGCUUAGAUCAACUCUAUUGGAGACGCCAAGUCUUGAAUGGAUUUUAGACGCUACGACGAAUCUCAUUCAACAUUGGCAAUCUAUAUCCAAAACUCUUCCUGAGCUUCUUGCGUCCCCUGGCCAAAAGCAUUUGGAGGCAUUGAACGAAUGGCUCAGAAGAGGCAAAUUCCCCGAGGAAUUGUUUCCCCUGCCAAAUAUUAUUGUUACUCCGCUGGUAGUGAUAACACACUUACUUCAAUACUUAGUAUUUUUGGAAGAAGUACACCCAGAGCUUGCACCAGGCGAUAGUUUGCAAGCGGCCUUGAAACUUCCUACCGAGACCGUCGGACUUUGUACCGGCAUGCUAAGUUCAGCAGCGGUAGCAAGCUCUGAAAACCUGGCACAAUUAGAAAAGCAUGGUGCAGUGGCAAUUCGGAUGGCCAUGGCCAUCGGUGCAUCGGUGGAUGCUGGGGAUGUAGACACUGACCUGAAGGGUAAAUGGAAAUCCGUUGCAGUCGGGUGGACAUCACCUGAUGCAAGGAAAGAGUUAGCCAAGAUAUUGAAAGGCUUCCCAGGGUCAUACCUUUCAGUUAUUUCUGAGGAGAAACUAGCAACAGUCACCACCCCCAAGAAUGUUGCAGCUCCACUCUUGAAGCAAUUAAGAGACGCUGGCCUGAUUUUCGUGGAAACGGCGUUGCGUGGGCCCUUUCAUUGCGGAAGCCGUAGUCAAGAGGCAACAUCCCUGAUCAAUCUUUUUGAUUCGGAUCCGAACUUUCAAUUCCCUAAUGUUUCUCUAUUGACGUUCCCAACACGUUCUGCCACUGGAGCAGAGUAUUUCGCUGGCGAUAAAUUGCAUCACAAGGCAGCUCAAGCAAUGCUGACCGACCAGGCGAACUGGCACCAGGUAUUCACUUCACUUCAAUCCUCUGCCACGAAUAGCCGGUCCUUGGUUGUCGCCUUUGGCCGUGAGCGUUGUGUUCCGCAAUGGGUUGUGCGUAAACUCGGUCCACGACUGAUGCAAGGCGCAAAUGUUGAUCUCAACUCAUGUCGAUUGCCACCACAGUUUGAUCGCGUGCUAAAAUCUUCUGAAGAUGAGGCCGUGGCUAUUGUUGGUUUGGCUUGUCAUCUCCCUGGUGGAGACGACCUCGACGGAUUCUGGGACACACUAUGUGCAGGAAAGUCGCAACAUGUCGAAGUUCCCUCGGAGCGUUUGGACUUCCAGACUACUGCGUGGCGCGAUUAUGAUUCUGAGAGGAAGUGGUACGGCAACUUCGUCCGUGACCAUGACGCAUUUGAUCACCGAUUCUUCAAGAAGAGCGGCAGGGAGAUGGCGUCUACCGAUCCACAGCAACGGCUAAUGUUGCAGGUGGCCUACCAGGCAGUGGAACAAUCUGGGUACUUCACUAUGCCUACUGCCCUAGAUGAACAUAUUGGCUGCUACGUCGGUAUUGGAGUCGCCGAUUAUGAGAAUAAUGUUGCAGGCCAUCCAGCCAAUGCAUACACCGCAACCGGCAACCUCAAGUCCUUCGCGGCUGGAAAGAUUAGUCACUAUUUCGGCUGGAGUGGGCCUGGCAUUACCAUUGAUACAGCAUGCUCUUCGUCUGCCGUGGCUAUUCACCAUGCUUGUCAGGCUAUUCUGAGUGGCGAGUGUUCCGCUGCGCUCGCAGGGGGGACUAGCAUCAUGUCAAGCCCAGAAUGGUAUCAGAACCUAGACGGAGCUUCAUUUCUUAGUCCCACAGGGCAAUGCAAGCCGUUUGAUAUCGAUGCAGACGGUUAUUGCAGAGGCGAAGGAGCUGGCGCCGUUUUCUUGAAGAAGUUGUCUGCGGCGAUCGAGGAUGGUAAUCAAAUUUUUGGUGUCAUCAACGCAUCUUCCGUGAAUCAAAAUGAGAAUUGUUCGGCUAUAACCGCUCCGAGCGUACUGUCUCUAUCUAACGUUUUUAGCAGCGUCAUUCGCAAGGCUGGGCUGGACCCAAAGCAAAUAUCCGUCGUUGAAGCCCAUGGAACGGGUACUCAGGUUGGAGACCGAGCCGAAUACGAUAGUAUUCGUAAGGUGUUCGGUGGGCCUGGUCGAACAGAAAGACUUUCGCUUGGAUCAGUCAAGGGCCUUGUUGGACAUUUGGAGUGUGCAUCCGGGAUUGCAGCUCUGAUAAAGACGCUACUUAUGAUAUACAACGGUGCCAUUCCCCCACAGCCCAGUUUCAAUGUCAUCAGUCCCAAGCUGAAUGCCAUGCCAUCGGACAAUAUUGAGAUUACCAAGAAGUUCAAAGCCUGGGAUACGGACUUUCGGGUGGCCCUGAUCAACAAUUAUGGGGCGUCUGGCUCUAAUGCAUCGCUUAUCGUCACCGAAGCACCCUCAUCCCGCUCCAAAGACCUAUAUUUGGAGGGACAGACGAUUUCGAAGUCACCAUUCUGGCUCUGUGGGCUUGAUGGACAAAACCUGCGAUUAUAUUCCACCAAACUAGUCCAGCUGUUAAAGUCAAGCAAAAAAUCGGAUCAUCGCUUCACGAUAGCAAACUUGUCCUUUCAGCUAUGUCGGCAGUCCAAUCGUUCGCUUAGCCAGGGAUUGAUAUUCAGUUGCAGCUCUCUUGAUGAGCUGACCGAGAGGCUGGCUGCUUUUGCAAAGGGGCAGGGAGACUUGUCAUUGGUCUCGCGCCAUGUGUCGCCUCGGCCAGUGAUACUUUGCUUCGGAGGUCAAGCGUCCAAGUUCGUCGGAUUAGAUCGCGAGAUAUACGACCAAAUAAAACUACUGCGAACUCAUCUCGACCUAUGCAAUGAAAUAUGUCUUUCACUGGGGCUGAAUAGCAUUUUCCCGGCAAUAUUCCAAAGAACACCUGUCGAAGACGUCGUUCGUUUGCAAACUGUGCUGUUCGCUAUCCAAUACUCUUGUGCUAAAAGCUGGAUCGAAAGCGGAGUACAAGUUGCAGCGGUGGUUGGCCACAGUUUUGGAGAGUUGACAGCAUUGUGUGUCUCGGGCAUCCUCGAUGUGAAGGAUACGUUGAAAAUGAUUGCAGACAGAGCACGUAUCAUUCAAGAGAAAUGGGGCCCCGAGAAAGGAUGCAUGGUAGCUGUUGAUGGAAACCUAACCGAUGUUGAAAGACUACUGCAGCAGACUAACAAUACAAACCCCGAUGAGACUGCCACUAUUGCAUGCUUCAAUGGACCCCGAAGCUUCACGCUGGCUGGGACAUCCAAAGCAAUAGAGAUAUUGAGAGAGACAAUAACUACCAACCAAGCCUUCUCGUCCAUGAAGAUGAAGCAGUUGGAUGUCACCAAUGCUUUCCAUUCCCCACUGGUCGAUUCUCUAACGGCGGAUCUGGCAACAGUCGGCGAAGAUUUGAUCUUCCGAGAGCCCACUAUUCCACAUGAGAGGGCAUCUAAAGAUGGGACAUCUGAUCUGCCAAUUCCUGGGUUUGUGGGAUCCCAUAUGAGGUGCCCUGUGUACUUCAACCAUGCUGUUCAGAGGCUUGCCCAGAGAUAUCCUUCAGCUAUCUGGCUUGAAGCUGGAUCUAAUUCGGGCAUCACAACUAUGGCUAGCCGUGCGCUAGGAUCUCCAAAGUCUUCCCAUUUCCAACCUAUCAACAUCACAGGCCCUGAAGCAUUCAAGCACUUGACGGAUGCCACGACUAACCUAUGGAAAGAGGGACUAAAUACAACCUUCUGGGCGCACCAUAUCGCACAGACAUCAGACUAUUCCCCGCUUCUGCUACCACCAUACCAGUUUGAGAAGUCCAAGCAUUGGUUGGCACGUACGAAACGACAAGUGAGAAAUGACUCCCCAGCACCACAAAUCCAGCAAGCUCCCAAGGGCCUAUGGAACUUUAUGGGAUAUCAGGACGCCGCGAAAACACAUGCGCGCUUCCAGGUCAACACGAAUUCGGAGGAAUAUUUAACCUACGUUUCCGCUCACGUCAUUGCUCAAACGGCGCCAAUUUGCCCCAGCACCUUCCAGCAUGUUAUUGCUGUGGAUGCACUUGAGAGUCUUGCGACGAUGUCAAAUGAUCCAUCGCUACUACCCGAGCUUCAAGGAAUGGAGAGUAGCGCUCCGCUGUGCGUGGAUGCAUCAAGACUUGUCUGGCUUGACGCGAAGAGAAUGGGAGAGAAUGAUCUCACCUGGGACUGGAGUAUUACCAGUACCACUAUAGGUGGCAAUACGUCAGACGCAAAUCUCCAUGUCUCUGGACGGAUCGUCUUCAGACAUGCAAAGGACGCCGCGUACGAUUUCGCCAAGUAUGAACGUCUAGUAGAUCGAGAGCGUAGCCUUGCUAUCCUUGAUGGACCUGAAGCGGAUCAAGUAAUACUAGGCAGCCGCAAUAUAUACAAGGCAUUCGCAAGUAUCGUUCAGUAUAACCAUGAUGAAUACAGAGGUCUACAAAAGAUUGCUGCCAAGGGCAACGAGUCGGCGGGCCGUAUCAAAAAGCAGGACGCAAAAGGAACGGUCCUUAGCGUAGGACUUGCUGAUACGUUCUGUCAGGUGGCUGGCAUCUUUUUGAACUGCAUGACUGACUGUGAAGAUGGCGACAUGUUCCUAUCGAACCGUGUUGAUCAGUGGAUUCGCUCCCCUACAGUCUCCCGUGAUUCACGUCCAGAAUUAUGGGAGGUCUAUGCACGACAUCACAGUCCCUCUGAUAAAGAGUAUGUGAGCGAUAUGUUCAUCUUUGACUCGCUAAGUGGAGAACUGGUGUGGGUCGUAUUGGGCCUCCACUUUGUGAAAGUGUCCAUCAACGGCAUGGCAAGACUUUUGUCAAGACUGUCUUCUGCGGCGAAGACGAUCCGAGGUGCUCUUACUCCACCAUCUACUCCCCCAGAGAUGGCAAAUGCAGAGGACUCUCACCCUGCCCUCUCUUCAAAACCAGCUGAGUCGAUACCUCUACCCAAGCUUGUUAGAAAGAAGAAAGUCAAGAUAAACACCGCCCCGCGGCGUGAUAUCUCAAGCGAUGCUCGAGGACUGUUGUGUAAUCUCUUGGGUCUUGACGCCGAGGAAGUCAAGCCUAAAUCUGAUCUUGUCGAGCUUGGAAUUGACUCACUCCUAGCCAUGGAGGUGGCCCGGGAGGUGGAGAACGAAUUUAAGACCAAGUUGGAGCUAGAAGAACUCAUGGAAAUGACCGACUUCCAGAGUCUUGUCGAUUGCCUGAAGUCCAAAUUGGGAAUAUCUGAUAACCUGGCAGCGGAAGAAGAAGGUGAGGAUGAGGAUGAUGAGAGUGAAGCUGGGAUACAGACCCCCGCCGAUAGUGCGGUGUCAUCACACAAUGAAAUUUCCGGGCAUCUCAACGGCAGUCAUGCAUCUCAUACAACGAUACCCGCCUCAGUCAUCCUAGACACAUUUGCUGAGUCGAAGCAAUUGACCGACCACUUCAUUAAGGAAAACAAUUUCUCCGGAUACAUGGACCAGGUGCUGCCCAAGCAAAACGAGCUUGUAGUUGUACACAUCGUCGAUGCUUUCGAGCAGAUAGGGUGCUCCCUUCGGACUGCAGAAGCUGGCCAAGUCUUGGACCGCAUCUCAUAUCUUCCCAAGCACGAGCAAGUCAUGGCAGUCUUCUAUGGCCUGUUGGAAAAGGCACGACUUGUGGACCUAGAUGGCUCCAAGAUCACCCGAACAGCCAUACCCGUUCCGCCAAAAUCCGCCACAACACUGCUAAAAGAGCUCCUUAGCGAAAGCCCUGAACACAGUUAUGAUCACAAACUUACAAGCCUGACUGGUUCUAGGUUGGCGGAUUGCCUGACGGGCAAGACCGACGGCAUACAGUUGAUCUUUGGUACGCCAGAAGGGCGAGAACUUGUUGCAGGCACUUACGCCCUAUCCCCAAUGAACGUGGCCUGGAUCGCUCAGCUGGAACACUUUUGGAAGCAGUUAUUACUCCGCUUACCCAGGCAGAGUGAGCCGAUCUCCAUAUUGGAAUUGGGUGCUGGCACCGGUGGAACGACCGCACGACUAGUACCAAUCUUGGCUGCCUCGGGUAUCACAUUCGAGUACACAGUUACAGACAUUUCCCCAUCGUUGGUGGCAGGCCUCCGAAAAAGGUUCAAGCAUCACCCCUUUAUGCGUUUCCAACUUCUCGAUGUCGAAAAGCCACCCCCAGCUGAACUUCUGCAUCUCCAGCAUGUUGUGCUUGCGACGAACUGUGUCCACGCUACUCAUAGCUUGGUAAGGACAACGAAGAACAUCCACGGCCUUCUUCGUCCUGAUGGCUUCCUCUGCAUGCUCGAGAUGGCAAAAAAUAUACCCUGGGUCGACUCAGUAUUUGGACUUGUUGAAGGGUGGUGGCUCUUCGAUGACGAUGAUCGCGUCGAGCAACAACACGCUCUCGCGCAACCCUCCUUGUGGGAAAAGACCUUGCGCUCUAACGGCUAUGGCCAUGUCGAUUGGAGCGACGGAGAGCUACCCGAAAAUUCCAUUCAGCAUAUCAUCAUUGCACUUGCUUCUGGCCCAAGCUAUGAUCGGGUACCUAUCCUCCCUAAAAGUCUUUCGAACCAUACGACUAACUUUGCUGCUCGUCAAGCUGUAGUCGAUUCCUUUGUCGACAAGUACACUCGACACUUCUCCGCCCCAGUCUCGUUUCCCGUGUCCGAUCUGGUUAUCAAUCUAAGCCGCUGUAUUAUGGUAACCGGGGCCACAGGGAGCUUAGGGUCCCACCUAGUUGAAUAUUUCGCCUCUCAACCAGACAUCCACAAAGUCAUCUGCCUAAACAGAAUUGGUCGCAUAGAUGGUGCAGUCCGUCAGCGACAAGCGCUUGAAUCGAGAGGACUGCUCCUUAGCAAGGAAGCUUCAUCAAAACUCCAAGUUCUCGAAACCGAUACGUCUAAACCGAUGUUGGGCUUAUCUGCUGCCGAUUAUAAAAGCCUAGCUAAGUCCGUUAACCUCAUCGUUCACAAUGCAUGGGCAAUGAGUAUGACACGUCCGGUACGCGCCUUCGAGCUUCAGAUCAAGACCAUGCGGAAUCUGAUUGACUUUGCCCGCGAAUGCGCAUGUCAUCAGCAGCCAAACGACCCGAAAAUUGGAUUUCAGCUCGUCUCAUCUGUCUCAGUAAUGGGUUACCAUCCUUUCGUGAGCGGCAAAGCUCUGGCACCUGAAGAGAGAGUGGCCGUGGACUCUGUUCUACCUAUGGGCUACGCUGAUGCUAAGCUCGUUUGCGAAUAUAUGCUGGACGAGACCCUGCACCAUCAUCCUGACGACUUCCGCACCAUGGUGGUGCGAAUAGGCCAGAUUUCGGGCUCAAAGACGAAUGGGCUCUGGAAUCCAGUAGAACAUCUAGCACAUUUGAUCAAGUCGUCGCAGACGCUCAAUGUCCUACCAGAUUUAGAUGGGGUGCUGUCAUGGUGCCCGGUCAAUGAUGUGGCCGCCACACUGGGGGAGUUGCUCAUUGGAGACACAACGGCAUACCCAAUAUACCACAUCGAGAAUCCAGUCAGACAGUCCUGGCGCGAUAUGAUCCCCAUUCUCGCGGAAGCACUUGGCGUACCACAGGCAAAUACUAUCUCCUAUAAGGAGUGGAUACGUCGAGUUCGCGAGUUUCCACCAAGUUUAGUUUCCGAGAACCCAGCAGCUCGACUGGUGGAUUUCUUCAAUGAUGAUUUCGAACGCAUGUCGUGCGGAGGAUUGAUUCUUGAUACGGCGCAUAGUAAAGAGCAUUCGGAUACUUUCAGGGGAUUGGAGGCGGUGGGUGAAGAGUUGGUAUUGAAAUAUAUUCAGGCGUGGAAAGAAACGGGAUUUUUACGGUAG
Lachnellula hyalina is the source of this 7788-nucleotide messenger RNA. RefSeq names its product Citrinin polyketide synthase (gene citS). The transcript is spliced from 4 exons. Lineage: Eukaryota; Fungi; Ascomycota; Leotiomycetes; Helotiales; Lachnaceae. The record is from RefSeq and is a predicted model, not a curated record. Gene Ontology annotation, molecular function: acyltransferase activity. Bases 1 to 7788 code for a protein of 2595 amino acids.